Oryza brachyantha (malo sina) is the source of this 1073-nucleotide messenger RNA. RefSeq names its product gamma carbonic anhydrase-like 1, mitochondrial. The transcript has 2 exons. Bases 52 to 834 code for a protein of 260 amino acids. Lineage: Eukaryota; Viridiplantae; Streptophyta; Magnoliopsida; Poales; Poaceae. The record is from RefSeq and is a predicted model, not a curated record.
GCAUCACACCGUAGCCCCACCACGCACACCUCCCCGACCACCACCGCCACCAUGGCCGCCGCCUCGCUCUCGCGCCUCUCCCGCCGGGCCGCGGCGCACCCCUCCCUCCGCCGCCUCCUCCUCUCCUCCUCCGCAUCGGCCCCUUCCCCGGCCGCGGCGACGCCUCCGCCGCCGCCCCCUUCCGCGGCCGCGGCCACCGCGCCGGGGGCGGAUCGGGUGCGGUGGGACUACCGCGGGCAGCGCCAGCUGGUGCCCCUGGGGCAGUGGAUGCCCAAGGUGGCCGUCGACGCGUACGUCGCCCCCGAGGCCGUGCUGGCUGGGCAGGUCACCGUCCACGACGGCGCCUCCGUGUGGAGCGGCGCCGUGCUGCGGGGAGAUCUCAACAAGAUCACCCUCGGCUUCUGCGCCAACGUCCAGGAGCGAUGCGUCCUCCACGCCGCCUGGUCAGCCCCCACAGGACUUCCUGCCGAUACCCUUGUUGACCGGUAUGUGACAGUGGGUGCAUACUGUCUUUUGCGCUCAUGUACUAUUGAACCUGAGUGCAUCAUCGGUCAGCAUUCCAUCCUCAUGGAAGGUUCAUUGGUUGAAACCAACUCUAUCCUUGAAGCUGGUUCUGUCCUACCCCCUGGCAGGAGGGUUCCGACCGGUGAGCUCUGGGCUGGCAAUCCAGCGAGGUUCGUUCGGAAGUUAACCAAUGAAGAGAUCAUGGAGAUCCCAAAGCUCUCAGUGGCUAUCAACGAUUUGAUGCAAAGCCAUUUUUCAGAAUUCCUCCCGUACUCCACUGCUUAUUUGGAGGUAGAGAAGUUGAAGAAGUCGUUUUCAAUUUCUCUAUAAGAUUAUUGAGCAUGUUUUUGGUCCGUUCUCAGCUAAAUGAACGAGGAAAUAAAGAGCCCAAAGUACCAGAUGUUUUGUAUUGAAUGUACCUUGUAACUUGGGUUGAUCUUACUCUUGAAUUUUCCGUUCAUUGUUGUUGUCAACUUGGGGAGGGCGUUAAGAACCGUGUUUGCACGAGACAUUGUUUUAACUGCCUGAUUUUACUUUCUCAGCAUUGUGUGUAUUUUCAGACUGGAAAA